CAGCUUCCUGCCGCUGAUGCUUCAGUUACGUUGAUAAUGUCAAAUCGUUUGGUUCGCUGUGCUGUUGCCACCGCCACCGCCCACGAGUACAACCACAACAACACUGCCAAAGACGAGGGCCGACGAGCCAAUAAAUUUAAAUAAUAUCCCAUCACAACAAAAAAGUAAACAACAAGCUUAACGACAAACAGAAUAAAACAAAAAUUGCGUUAAAAGUGCCAAAACUCGGUGGACAAACAAAUGCCGGCUUAAAAAGUGUCAGAAUUUGUGAAAAUUAAUAUUUCACCAGAGAUUUGAGUGCUGCCAAAACAAAUAACAAAAAAAACCAAUAACUCUGAAAACAGGACAAACUUUUUGUUUCGCAAAACUUUUAUUUCGUACACACGUUUUUUGGACCAACGCGAAUUGCUCGCGAAAAUUAUGAAAAAUAUGUGAGAAAUGUGCAAAAUCCACAAAAUACUCGAGAAAGGGCAAAGAGCGUAACUGAGAGCCCCUGGCAUAGGUCAAGCCCUAUCCCCCAGUGCGAGAUAUAUCCUGGUCGGUCCCGAAAUCCCCUGACGUUGCUCUUUCAGCAAAACCCGCCCAUUUUUCGCGGCCCACCGCCCAUCUAGUGCCAUGUGUGUGUGCGAAGGAAAAAGCAGCAGCAGCAGCCCAUUGGAGUGUGUGGAAGAAGCCGUGUAACGUGCUAAAAUAAGUUAAUUUAUUGCCGGCAGAACAACAAUCACAACACACAAAGACAACAACUGCCGGCAGUCAUAACAUUUGCCUUGCUCCCCAUUUACCCAAAGCUGAGUAACUGCCUCUGGGUAACCCAUCUGCAGAAAUAGGCCAAAUUGAAUUGACAUUUAUUGGCCAAUAUAUAUUUAUAAGGCCCGAACGGAAACCAACGAAGAUCCUGGAAAAGAAAAACAGGAGGACACAGCAGCCCUAGAAACAGAAAAAUAGUAAAAAUAUCUAUCUUCAAUGCCGACGACGACGACUAUUCCUGGGGCGGCCACCCAUCAUAUGCAAAUGGCCAGCAAUUGGAGGGCGGGCAAGGAGUAUGGUUCCCAUGGACAACGAAGUGGGCGUGGCUGCAUGUGCUGGACAUCUCUGAUGCUGCUCCUCAUCCUGGUGCCUGAUUUUAUUGUGGCACUCAAGGAUGUGUCGGUAAUGAUACCACAGGCGGUGAAACGUGGCAGCAAUGCGCUGUUCACGUGUAAUUACGAUAUGGAAAACGAUACUCUAUAUUCGGUGAAAUGGUAUAAGGGCAAGCGUGAGUUUUAUCGCUAUACGCCCAAGGAGAAUCCGGCUAUGAAGGUCUUCGCCAUGACAAGUGGCCUCAAUGUCGAGCGCAACCUUUCGAAUCAGAGCCACGUCGUUCUGCAGUCGGUGCCGCUGAAUAUUUCGGGAAAAUUUACAUGCGAAAUAUCCGUGGAGGCGCCCACUUUCCAAACGGCCAUGGUGUCCGGCGAAAUGGAGGUGGUUGAACUGCCGGAAGAGCACACUGUGGUUACCGGGAUACAGGCACGUUAUCGCAUCGGCGAUUUGGUCGACGGCAAUUGCUCAAUUAAAUACUCGAAACCGGCUGCUAAUUUGACAUGGACUAUUAAUGGUAUUGUGGUGCCACCGCACCACAUCAAGACCUACCAGACGGAGAAGCGGGAGAACAGCACCCUGGAAUCGGUAACGAGUGCCAUACAUUUCAUGGUCACCAAUCAGCACUUUCUCAAGAGCCAGAUGAGGCUCAAGUGCACGGCCAAUAUCUUUGACAUCUUCAAGGAGGAAAUGGAGAGUGUCAUCGAGGAGGACCGUCCCAGGAUAAUGGCCUCGGGCAGAUCCUAUGACAUCAAUUAUCCCCCCGAGGAGCCACCAAAUGGCGAACGGGGCGGCUAUGAGGAUCACAACGAGUCCUAUUUGACCUACUACUCGGCGGAUAACACGGCAUCGGGCGCCUCGACAGCUGCACACGAAAUCUUCUGGCAAUUCUGGCCAUCGCAGUUGACAAAGCUGCCCAUCAACAGGCAGUUGGCGGGGGCGUGGCACUGGAUCUGCGGGGGCGGUGGAGCGGCUGCACUGCUUCUUGUGCUAGGGCCGCUGGGCCAUCAAAUUAUCAACUGUCAAUACACAAAGCCGGUGGCGAUGGGCAAGGUGCAACAGCAGCAGCAACACCAACGGCAACAGCAACAUCCAAGCAGCAGGAACGUCGAUGUGACAGCUUCAAAAGCGGCAACAUCCGCACCGAGCGUCAAAUGCUUUUAUAAUUGUCAAAUGGCUAUGGCGACGCCAACUCAGAAACGCGGUGAUGAUGAUGAUGGUGAUGCGAAUAUUGGCAGCACGAGUGUAACUGCAACAGCAACUGCAACUACUGAUGUUGCAAAUGUUGCUGCCGCUGCUGGAGAAGAAGGAGUUGCGAGCAGCAUUAAGCGGCUGUCAGCGACACUUGUGGGGGGCGUAUGGGGUGCAAGGGGCGUGGCCAGUUGGCCGGAUCAACGAUUAUUGAUGACUCGGCGGCGGCAAAAGCGGCAAAAGCGACAAAAGUGGCAUAAGAAAUCGCAUUCGAUGGCUGUGAAUGCGACGAUGCAGUCGCGUUGGAGCGCGUGCUGAUGCCGAAUUGAUGAUGAAAUCCAUUUCCGAAAGUAGCUUAAGGUGCUCGCCACCGAGCAGAAAAAACGGCCCUUUCUUUCAUUUCACCCCCGAAUUGUUGAAGGGCAUAAUUAAUAUACAUUCGAACUCAUAUUGAUUGCAUGAGCGCCAGCUGCAUAAAUCGAUCUGGCCGUAGCUCUUAAGUGUUAUAUGCAUAAGGUCAGGGAAUGUGCAGAAGGGCGGAGUAUUUAAUUAUUGAAAGUAUAGCCGGCAAGUAGAUAUGGCAUCGAUGAAUCAUAACAGGAAGUAAAUUAAUGUUAAGAAGGGGAAAAAUAUAUAACAAAUGGUGAAACCAAAUAAAAUAGCGGAUACCCUGCAGGUUGCAAUCACAAAACUAUAUUUUUGCGUUAUUCAUUGUAUUGUUACAACUAUUGUCCAAUAUGGAAGUACUCUAUUGUUUUCUCACUGAAUAAAAUUUCAAUUUACACAUUUUUUUUCACUUGUCUUCAUUUUUAUAUUAUUAACUUAGAUAACGCAUAUUAUCUAAGCAUCACAAACUUACUGACAAUAAAGAGGUUUUAUCAUUUUCUUAUUACUUUUUUGCAAUAUAAAUAAGAACAAUUGCUUUAAAUUCAAUUACUUACUAUUGCGAAACUCUUACUGUUAUUGAUAGAAGAUCACACAAUAAACUGAGUAGUAAAACAGAAUCUCUCAAUGACGGCAACCUCAAUAACCGCUGAAAGAAAUACACAAAAUGCACAGUUAAUUUGUGAACUUGCGUACGGGGUGAAGAACGCAUGUGCACAAGACACUGAAACAAAAAAUUAUUGCCAAAUAUUUGCCAUGUACUGUAAAGCUCUUACGUUGUAUGUAUAUCAAGCAUUAAACAUAUUUACCGAAACGAAAAGAGAUAUAAGAAAAUGUGCACAGUGUACAGCAAGCUGAACUUUAGACUGCACUUGAGCUUAGCUUUCGGGUACCGUAGUGCAUUUUAAAGUGUGUGUUUUGAAGGCUUAAGCAUUGUAAACAACUCAAGCAAGAGAAAUAAAUAUGAUUUGUUUGCUCUCUUUGGAAUUGUGUCACGGCAUUAAGUCGAUGUGUGUAAAUAUAAUGAUUAAAACAUAAAUAAUAUCCGAUAUGAAAUACUAUCCAGUGUACAGAAAGGAACUUUUUACGGUUGUGGAAAUUAUAUGCAAAAUUAAUUAUUGAAGCAAUCAUUUCUCUGUAGAAAACCACGAAUACAUACAU
Drosophila gunungcola (fruit fly) is the source of this 3813-nucleotide messenger RNA. RefSeq lists its product as uncharacterized. Bases 964 to 2586 code for a protein of 540 amino acids. The record is from RefSeq and is a predicted model, not a curated record. NCBI's taxonomy places the organism in Eukaryota, Metazoa, Arthropoda, Insecta, Diptera, Drosophilidae. The transcript is spliced from 8 exons.